UUUUAUAAUUGAGUGUCAUCUCUUUUCCCCUACAAUCACAACUUUAUCAGGGUCCUACACAACUGUCCCAAAAAUACCACAAAUAUCAAAAUUGAAUAGAUAGAUUCCCAGGGCCUUAAAAGGGGAUUAAAAAGCAUGCAUGUCAGGGUUCACAUUUGGACACGAAUGAAAGAAAAAUAAUACAAAGAGAAAAAAAGAGAGAAUCUAAGAGAGAAAAUCGUGGCACCAAAACAAAUGGGAAUUAGUGGGUGGAAAAGAACAUAUUCUCUGUGUUUUAUGCUGCUAAUUCCAUGAAAAUUUGAGUGGUAGUGAAAUUGGUGAAGAUUUGGAAAUGGAGUCAGAGACAAGUAGAAGAAUUGCUCUACCAAUGAAAACUAUAUCUCCUGGGGCUCUAAAGGCUAAUAUACCCUUUUGUGUUAGGGUUGGAAAUGGAGAACCUUACCACAAAAAUUGUAUUCCUAAUCCUUCAAAUCCUUAUAACAGAGGCUGCUCCAACAUCUACAGGUGUAGAAAGUGAUGUACCAAUCUAUGUCAUUGUCUAUGGAUCUUCUUCCAUUGAUAAGCAAAUAAAGCAAAGUGGUAAAAAACUGAAGCCAAACAGGGAAGAAACAAAAAAGUCAAGCAUGGUGUCCGUCCAAUUUUACAACCUUGUAAUUCUGAGUCUUCUCUGCUUCAGCAACGCUGCCACCUUCACCGGCUACAGAGACACACCCUGCAAUGGAUCUAUAGCAGAGUGCAAUAAAGAAGAUGAGAUUUUGAUGGAAUCAGACAUAAGCAGAAGGUUUCUUGAACAGAAGUACAUCUCACCUGGGGCUUUAAAGCCAGAUCAACCUGUUUGUGAAGGCGCUAAUGGGGAAUCUUAUAGUAAUGCAGGAAACUGUCUUCCUCCAUCAUCUAACCCUCAUGAUCGAGGGUGUUCGAAAUAUUAUCGUUGUCGGUCUUAGUUCCACAUAUACUCUACAAGAUCUUUAGCUAGACUUUAUAAUUUUUGUUUGUUUUAUUGAACGAUCAUUGCCUGAGGCAACAAUUGCCAAUGUUGUUCCUGUAAAUUACAUAUACUUUGCAGCUUCAAAAGUGACUGAGAAUCUAUCAAAUGUAAAGAUGGAAUAAGUUUCAUUCAUUAUCACCCAUCUGCUUCUCUGAUUUACUGAGUUCUUUCAUUUUUUUUUCCCUUUCCUUUUUCUUGAACAAUGAAAUGAUUAAGAACACUGUCAUCUACAUCUAAGCAGACUGAAUUUUAUUGGGUAUUUACAAAAUUUGAUAUUUUUAAACAUGCAUGUCUUGAGCAGUAAACUUGUAGAUUUUGCUCCUACAUAUAUCAUCAGUGAAUUUAUCCACUGUUUUAGGUCUAGUCUCAAA
This is a messenger RNA of Ziziphus jujuba (common jujube), 1359 nucleotides long. RefSeq names its product protein RALF-like 32. The transcript has 2 exons. The record is from RefSeq and is a predicted model, not a curated record. The coding region runs from base 429 to 944 and encodes 171 amino acids. Lineage: Eukaryota; Viridiplantae; Streptophyta; Magnoliopsida; Rosales; Rhamnaceae.